Messenger RNA from Aspergillus mulundensis, 993 nucleotides. Its product is annotated as ankyrin repeat domain-containing protein. The transcript has a single exon. Gene Ontology annotation, molecular function: protein binding. Bases 1 to 993 code for a protein of 330 amino acids. The record is from RefSeq and is a predicted model, not a curated record. Lineage: Eukaryota; Fungi; Ascomycota; Eurotiomycetes; Eurotiales; Aspergillaceae.
AUGUCUCUCCUAUCUCUCCCAUCCGAAUUGAUUCUCAUGGUUGCCCAGGGCCUCGAAUUCAACCGUGACAUCAAUUCCUUAACGCGCACAACCAAACUGUUAUACCCUCUCCUCAACGAGUUACUUCACCGCAAGAAUAUCACGUAUCCAAGAAAGAAAAACGAGUUGUCCUGGCAUGUCAACCUCUUGAGCGCAGAAUCCAUGCAGCAGUUCCUCAAGUACGGAGCCGAUGUCGACCAACGAGAUAUCAACGGCCUCACACCCCUUAUCAUCGCCGCCCGGCAGGGAGAACUAGAGGUGGCGAAGGUUCUUCUUGAGCAGAACGCCGAUAUCAACACAGUGGCUACAGGUGUUUCGGACUGGGCCGAGGGCACACCAUGGAUGAGAUUCAGUGGCCCGCCACUCGUAGCAGCGGCAGGAAAAGGUCAUUACGAGAUGGCAAAGUUGCUGCUCGAUCAUGGUGCCGAUGUGAAUCACAAACAGACAAAAAACUUCUUCACUUGUGCCCUUGAGGCUGCAAUAUUUUACCGUCGUGGUAAAACCGCUAGGCUCUUGCUAGAUCGCGGUGCGGAUGUUGAAACAUCCGGCCGUUUCCCCUCGCCGCUUGUUCUGGCCUCGAGAGUGGGCGAUACAAAAAUGGUCAUCUCGCUGCUCAUCAGGGGGGCAAACAUAGACUUCCAGCACCCGAAAUUUGGUACUGCGCUACAUAUAGCUGUCACUCAGAGCGGCGCAGGGAGAAUAAAGACUACCAAGGAAUUACUGAAAAGAGGCGCAAAUGUCAAUGCAACUCGUGCAGAUGGCCAUACAGCUCUUUCCCUUGUCCGCUCGUUGCCUAUCACUGCUUAUAGUCUUACAACUCGUUCCCUUGCCCGCACGUCUUCUAUCUCAAGGGACGUCGAAACUCUUCUCCUUCUGUUUGGAGCUGACCCCUCGAUCAAACCAAAACAGUCAUCCCGUUCGGUUACUGUUUGGGAUUACAUCAUUAAUACCUAG